AUGUCCGCCCCCGCCCCCGCCCCCGCCCCCGCGCCCCGCGCACGAGGGCAGGGCACCCGCAAACGAGCGGCCGCAGCCGACGACGCUGCGUACCACGCUGCCGUCGGGACAAAACGCGCGGCCGCAGACCGCGCAGACGGAGACCGCGAGCGCAUCAAGCGCAAACGAACUGACGCGGCCGGCGCCGCGUCGGCUGCCCUCGCUGCCGGCAACAAUGCAGCAGACAAGGAGGAGAAGGACUCCCUAGUAGAUUUUACGACACUGCCAGUGGACGCACUGCACCGGUACCUUGCGUGCUUUGACUUGAUCCCGGAACUGGACCCGUCGCCGCUGAGCGCGGAGGAUCCAGGACCGCCGUCGUCGCUGCUCCGACCGAAAAGCCAGCUGGCGCCGCACGGGCACGCGCUGCGCCGGACGUCGACGGCGAGCCCGGGGCCGGGCGGCCCAGGGACGACAGGAAGUCGGGGGCGUCGAGAUCGGCGACGGAGUUCUCGGCUGGUGGAAGAAGAACGGAUACGGGCGCCAGCUCCUGUGUACGGGGACGUGGGGGAGGUGAACGGGGUGCUGGCCGGGAUUGCGGAGCGGCACUUCCGGGAGGUGGAGGUGAGGGAGGUGGACACGGUGGCGGCGUUCAUGUGCGCGGUGAAGGCGAAGGGGAUGUUCAGGGAGGUCUGA
This is a messenger RNA of Dichomitus squalens LYAD-421 SS1, 675 nucleotides long. RefSeq lists its product as uncharacterized. NCBI's taxonomy places the organism in Eukaryota, Fungi, Basidiomycota, Agaricomycetes, Polyporales, Polyporaceae. The coding region runs from base 1 to 675 and encodes 224 amino acids. The record is from RefSeq and is a predicted model, not a curated record. The transcript has 2 exons.